GUUACACUGAAGUCCACAGUAAGGCUGCCUGCAGCACUGUGUCUAGUCUGUGUAGUAAAAGUAAAAGUUGUUAUUAAACUUAUAAGUUAAGUUAAUUUUAACCCCCUCUCCGCUGCCUCCGCAAGUUAACCGAUAACCUAAGACCUGUCAGUGUCACCUUACCGCAACUAGUAACUCCUCACUUAGCCAAUAUAAGCCCUUAGCCAAAUUAUAGAGCGAAUCGUUCAAUCAGACAGACAGUGACUGUGUCUGUCACUCACACAGUCACAGGCUCAGUCUCAGUCUGUCUGUCAUAGCAGUGUGUCACUCACUGAGGGCCAGGGCCUGGGAGAAGGAGGACUCGGAUUCAGGAAUCAUCAUAUGCGACAUUGCGGGCCGGGUCAGGUGGGGUGGGCCGGCGGCUUACGUGACGUCAUGAUACUGAGUGAGUUUACUGACUUGUUCUCACCACGUGACAUAGUGGAGGGAGCCUCAGCCUGGGAGCGGCUGUGUCAGUGAGUAUCAGUACUGUAUGAUGCAGCAGGCCACGUGGGGUCACGUGGGAGCAGCAGGGACUGAAGAGACGGCGGGACUGGCGGCAACUUGGGCAGCAGCAAAAAAGCUGAGCAGAGGCAGGCAGCAGCAGGCACAUUCGGUUCAAGUCAGAAGAUCAUCACGACAUGAAUUCACUAUCAUAGUUUAUAACUUCACAAUGGACCUCUCAGGAAUUGGAACAUUAUUUUUGAUCUUCUGCCUUACUUUUCUGAUAUUUUAUAUAAUGUGGAUAAGGAACAAAAAGCUGCAGGGAAUGCCACCUGGGCCCAAGCCGCUGCCUCUACUGGGGAACAUAUUACAGCUUGAUGUGCAAGAACUGCCACAGUCAUUCUCAAAGCUUGCAAAGGAAUAUGGAUCUGUGUUCACUGUCUAUUUGGGGCCAAGACCAACUGUUAUCUUGUUUGGUUAUGAUGCAGUCAAGGAAGCUCUUGUAGACAACGCAGACAUUUUUGGCAAUAGAGGAGAGGCACCUGCUGCACAGCUUCUAUUUAAGGGUUACGGAAUCAUUCUCAGUAAUGGCGAAAGAUGGAAACAGCUCAGGCGAUUUUCUCUCACCACAAUGAGAAAUUUUGGGAUGGGAAAGAGAAGCAUAGAGGAGAGAAUCCAAGAGGAAGCGCGUUGUCUUGCAAAUGAAUUUAGGAAGCAAAAAGAUUCUCCUUUCGACCCCACCUAUCUUCUUUCCUUGGCCGUUUCUAAUAUAAUCUGCUCUAUCGUGUUUGGUGAGCGUUUUGACUAUGAAGAUGAUAAGUUUUUGGGUCUUCUGUCCAUGUUGAAGGAAAUCCUUCAGACCUUAAACUCCAUUACAGGCCAGAUGCUCAAUACAUUUCCUAAGCAGCUUCAAUACAUCCCUGGACCUCACCAAAAAGUGUUCAGAAUCAUAGGGCUCCUAAAAGGCUUUGUGAUGGACAAAGUGAAAGAGCAUAAGGAAACCUUGAAUGAAAACUGUCCAAGGGAUUAUAUAGACUGUUUUCUAACAAAAAUGAUGGCGGUAAAAGGACAACCAGGACAAACAGAAUUUCACCAUGAAAAUCUCUUUAUUAGCGUAAUUAAUCUGUUUUUUGCUGGAACAGAAACCACAAGUAUGACUUUACGACACAGCCUGCUCAUUCUUCUCAAGUAUCCAGACAUUAGACAAAAGAUCCAAGAGGAGAUUGACCGGGUUAUUGGACAAGAUCGAUCUCCUUCAGUUGAGGAUAGGUCUAAAAUGCCAUACACAGAUGCAGUUAUACAUGAGAUCCAGAGAUUUGCUGAUAUUACUCCCCUAGGACUCCCACAUGCCGUGUCUCAGACAACCACAUUUAGAGGCUAUACAAUACCCGAGGGAACAACAGUGAUCCCUCUAUUGACAUCUGUGCUGAAGGAUCCUGAACAUUUUAAGAAUCCAAAAACUUUUGACCCAGGGCACUUUCUUGAUGAGAGCGGCUGCUUGAAGAAGAAAGAAGCCUUCAUGCCAUUUUCUGCAGGGAAACGGAUUUGCCUGGGUGAAGGCAUGGCUCGAAUGGAGUUAUUCCUCUUUUUAACCUCCAUUCUGCAGAGGUUCAACCUGAAAUCGGAAGACGACCCACAGAGCAUUGAUAUCUCUCCUCAACCCAAAAGCAAUAGCUCCAUCCCUCGUCUCUAUAAAUUGAGCAUGCUGGAACGUUAAUUAUCUUGGUAUUUUUUGCUGUUUAUCAUAUGUGUCAAUCAACUUAAAGUGCCAGUAAACCUAGAAAAUAAUGUUAU
Molecule: messenger RNA, 2256 nt
Organism: Bombina bombina (fire-bellied toad)
Lineage: Eukaryota; Metazoa; Chordata; Amphibia; Anura; Bombinatoridae
Product: cytochrome P450 2C8
Exons: 10
Coding region: 512-2179 (555 amino acids)
Biological process (GO): xenobiotic metabolic process
Cellular component (GO): intracellular membrane-bounded organelle; cytoplasm
Molecular function (GO): iron ion binding; heme binding; oxidoreductase activity, acting on paired donors, with incorporation or reduction of molecular oxygen, reduced flavin or flavoprotein as one donor, and incorporation of one atom of oxygen
Source: RefSeq, a predicted model, not a curated record